UGGUUGGUAUAUCAUCUGACAAGCUUGUGGAGGCUCAUGGGACAUUUUCAUCAGCAUCUUGUACUUGUUGUCGUAAAACCUAUAAUGGAGAUGACAUAAAGAAAAUUAUCUUAAAAGGGGACAUUCCAAGAUGCCAGUCAUCUAAGUGUAAUGGUGUCAUCAAGCCUGAUAUUGUAUUUUUUGGUGAAGACCUACCAAAGAGGUUUUACUCUUUUGAGGAUGAYUUCCCYAAGUGCGACUUGCUGAUUGUGAUGGGAACUUCACUAGAGGUAGAGCCUUUUGCUGGGAUUGUGAGCGAAGUCAGUCGUUCGACACCUCGACUUCUUAUAAACCGUGAAGCAGUAGGUCCAUUUGCCAGUCCUUGGAGAGGCAGGCGCAAUGAUGUCACACUUAAGGGUGAUGUUGUGUCAGGCAUAAAGCGUUUGGUAAAGUUACUGGAAUGGAACGAGGAAAUGAUUCAAAUURUUACASAAGGGAAUGAAAACUGGAAGAAUAAGAAGGAAKUGGAAAUGAAAGAAAGGGAAGAGGAAACAUCUAAGAAGAAUGAAAAACCACCUCACAAACCAAGUGGRAGCACAAAAACUCGUAGUUUUCACACAAUGGCUGGGAAAUCUACUCAGAAUUCAGCAAGACAAAAUUCUUUUCUYMCACAYACUUUAUCRCAAUCAAAAAGAAAAAGUGACUCAGAAACACUUUCAAAUGCAAACCAAAGUAAUAAAACAGUUUCUGGAAAUGGUACUUCCCUUACUGGAAAUUCAUCAUUUCCUGGAAAUAGUUCCUCCCUUCCUGGACAUCAUGGUCCUCGUAUUGCCUCAACCAAACAGACWUUAUUCGCUUGUAAUUCAGUUGCAAGAAGAGCACCAUUGUURCCAUUCAGAUACACUCAUCGGCCAGCCRUUGAAACACAAGGAAACUUUAGAACUAUCAACCCAAAAAGUGACUUGGCAAGUGCAGGAUUUGGCCAYCGUGGGAUUAAGAACUCUAAGGGAACAAAUUUUUAUGUGGAAAGUUCAUCUGAUAGUAGUGAGUCUAGUAGUAGUGAUAGCGAUUCUGAAGGAUAACAUCUCGAAGGUGGAAACUCUGGAAAUGAUUAUUGCCCACUAGAUAUCUAUUAAACCUAAACCAUCCGAAUAGAAGAAAGUAAGAGGUACAGAGUUUACUAUCCAAGAAGACGCAAUUAGUUUGUAUAGUUUAUAAGGAAAUGGUAAGGAGUUAUCAAGAUAAGGGAAGCAAAGUCUGCAAAUGGAAAGUAUUGAAAAUUAUGAGAAGAAAUUUCCAUUAGAAUGUGUACAAAGUUGAUAUAAUAGAGACAUGAAAGCAAACAAGAACAAAGUUGAGUUCGAUGGCAAAGUUUAUGAAUUCGUCAAAAUUUGUCAUUUCCCUUCUCCAAAUGACUGGCAGCUUUUGAUACAACAUCAGAGAAAAUCUACAUUAUUACCAGUUAAACAGUGUAGAAAACACCUUAAAAUACCUGAUCAAAUUAUGAAUUCUCAAACUUUGCUUUUUGCCAGGAGAAUAUGUAUUUUAGACCAACCAAGUAUUUUAGGCAAAUGUUGGUUGGUUAGUAGUUUAGUAAGAACUAUGAAGAAGCCCAGCGCCAAUAAAACAAAUAAAAGCGUUAA
This is a messenger RNA of Exaiptasia diaphana, 1622 nucleotides long. RefSeq names its product NAD-dependent protein deacetylase Sirt2. Gene Ontology annotation, molecular function: NAD+ binding. Lineage: Eukaryota; Metazoa; Cnidaria; Anthozoa; Actiniaria; Aiptasiidae. The record is from RefSeq and is a predicted model, not a curated record.